Molecule: messenger RNA, 585 nt
Organism: Botrytis porri
Lineage: Eukaryota; Fungi; Ascomycota; Leotiomycetes; Helotiales; Sclerotiniaceae
Exons: 2
Coding region: 1-585 (194 amino acids)
Source: RefSeq, a predicted model, not a curated record
AUGAAAUUAUUGAAUGAAUCAUCUACAAAGAUUACGAUGCCUUUUCAAUCCUUCAACUCACUGCUCAGCCACAAGAGACACAACUCGGCAAUGGUAUACAGAAACCAAUCAUUCAAUAAAUCGGAUGACACCCUCAGCCGACGAACAAAAGUAGUAGUCACCGAUGUCUGCGAGGGAGACCUUCCCACCAAGGACCCAGACUGUACUAAGAAAAUAAGGUGGACAACAACCCCAAAGAAAGACUACACCAAUGCUGAGUGCUGUAUGUGGAUUGCAGCACAGCUUCGGGCCUGUUACGUCUUUCUUCCACAAUCCUCGGCUACAUCCAUUGCCAAUAAAUUUGUUGGCUCAGGAUACAAAAUGUUCGCGAUGGAGAAAGAAGAUUGGGUAGAGAUGCUCGGGGUUCAUGGCUAUGCCAUAAGAUUUUUGAUUCGAAGAAUUUUGUGGAACAGGAAGACAGCCAUGAAAGCGGGCUUUUCGGCGGCAGCCAUGUAUGAGAUGAGGGGCGAAUAUAAGCCAGAGAUGGAUUCCGAGGAGGAUUUAAAUUGGAGCGGGCUAUAUCCUAUCAAGAAUAGUCCGAUCUGA